AAAAGUCUGAACAUAUUUGGUGACAGGCCUUCGUUGUUGACUGCUCUUCAACUUCCUACGACCUCUCUUUCAAUUCAAGCGAUUCCUCUGCCGUUCUUCCACACCCUUCUCAACCCAAAGCCCCGACCUAAAAUACCCCACCAUGGGCGAAUCGAGACAAGAGCUGCUGGCAUGGCUUAACAACCUGCUGCAGUUGAACAUGACCAAGAUUGAGCAGUGCGGUACCGGUGCCGCAUUGUGUCAGAUCUUUGACUCGAUAUUCAUGGAUGUCCCCAUGUCUCGUGUAAAGUUCAACGUCAACAGCGAAUAUGCCUACCUUCAGAACUUCAAGGUGCUUCAGAACAUCUUCGCAAAGCACCAAGUCGACAAGCCCAUUCCGGUAGAGCAGCUCACCAAAUGCCGUAUGCAGGAUAACCUGGAAUUCCUCCAGUGGACCAAGAGAUACUGGGACCAACACUAUCCUGGCGGUGACUACGAUGCGGUCGGUCGCCGCAAGGGCUCCGGUGCUCCUCCGUCCGGACCGGCUUCUCGCACUAGCUCCAGCGCUGCUGGCAGCGCCGCUCGCCGUGGCACCACCCCGACCGUGGGUGCUGCUCGCCCCCGCGCUGCCGUCGCGGCCGUCUCAGCCAACACCGCUGCCCUGCAGCAGGAGAUCAACACCCAGAAGGAGGCCAUCGCUGGGCUAGAGAAGGAGCGGGAUUUCUACUUUGCUAAGCUCCGGGACAUCGAGUUGCUGCUGCAGAGCGCGAUCGAGCAAGACCCCGAGUUGGAGAAGGACGAGGACUCGUUGGUGAAACACAUCCAGGGUAUCUUAUACUCGACGGAGGAGGGAUUCGAGAUCCCUGAGGCGGAGGCCGGCGCGGACGAGCUGGAGACAUUCUGAGUCCGUCAUAACCUUGGUCCUCAAUAUUAAUACCCCCUUCAUAGCACACUGCGCAAGCGUUUAGUCGUCGCUUGACGACGUUUGUUUUGUUCUAAUUCUCAUUUUCUUUCAAUGUUCAUUUUGCCACAAUUUCUGCCUAGACCAUUGGUCGAGAUGAUGCCUGAUUUGGGGAGGGGUUGAGAUGAGACGAUACGUAAGAGGAGAAAAGGGGGUGAAACCGGCACAACGUGUGUUUUGCAUUCCAAUUCGAGAUGGACAGGGAGGUGGGGGGAGGUUUCUAAAGAAAGCUUUGUAUAGUCGAGUCGGGAUGAGAAAAGGCCAGGCAGCCAGCCAACCCUUCGGAAAUUCUUCAAUUCUCAUGCAUGUCUUGCUACUUGUUGUAUCUGGUAAAGAAAUGGAUCUCGACGGCAGUUGUUUC
Messenger RNA from Aspergillus aculeatus ATCC 16872, 1301 nucleotides. It is a transcript of the gene eb1, whose product is annotated as microtubule-binding protein BIM1. Gene Ontology annotation, cellular component: cytoplasmic microtubule; microtubule organizing center; spindle midzone. Lineage: Eukaryota; Fungi; Ascomycota; Eurotiomycetes; Eurotiales; Aspergillaceae. Gene Ontology annotation, molecular function: microtubule plus-end binding. The record is from RefSeq and is a predicted model, not a curated record. Bases 143 to 883 code for a protein of 246 amino acids. Gene Ontology annotation, biological process: protein localization to microtubule plus-end; spindle assembly; regulation of microtubule polymerization or depolymerization. The transcript is spliced from 6 exons.